Saccharomyces kudriavzevii IFO 1802 is the source of this 3408-nucleotide messenger RNA. RefSeq names its product protein kinase GIN4 (gene GIN4). Lineage: Eukaryota; Fungi; Ascomycota; Saccharomycetes; Saccharomycetales; Saccharomycetaceae. Bases 1 to 3408 code for a protein of 1135 amino acids. Gene Ontology annotation, molecular function: ATP binding; protein serine/threonine kinase activity; tau-protein kinase activity. The transcript has a single exon. Gene Ontology annotation, biological process: intracellular signal transduction; protein phosphorylation; microtubule cytoskeleton organization. The record is from RefSeq and is a predicted model, not a curated record. Gene Ontology annotation, cellular component: cytoplasm.
AUGGCUGUCAAUGGUAAUAGUGUUCCGGCCAUAAAGGACAACACCAUUGGUCCAUGGAAACUUGGUGAAACCUUGGGUCUGGGAAGCACUGGUAAAGUCCAGCUAGCUCGUAACAAAUCAACAGGUCAGGAAGCCGCAGUUAAAGUGAUAUCCAAAGCAGUAUUCAAUGCAGGAAAUAUGAGUGGCACUUCCAUCGUUGGUUCUAUCACUCCAGACGCUUUACCUUAUGGUAUAGAACGUGAGAUAAUCAUCAUGAAGUUGUUAAAUCAUCCAAAUGUGCUACGUUUAUAUGACGUUUGGGAAACAAAUACAGAUUUGUACCUUGUAUUGGAAUACGCAGAAAAGGGAGAGUUGUUCAACCUCCUAGUUGAGAGAGGUCCGCUACCAGAAAAUGAAGCCAUUAGGUUUUUUAGACAAAUUAUUAUUGGUGUUUCAUACUGUCAUGCUCUCGGUAUUGUCCAUCGUGAUCUGAAACCAGAAAACCUACUAUUAGAUCAUAAAUAUAACAUAAAGAUUGCUGAUUUUGGGAUGGCGGCAUUAGAAACCGAAGGAAAAUUGCUAGAGACAUCGUGCGGGUCCCCUCACUAUGCUGCACCUGAAAUUGUAUCUGGUAUACCGUAUCAAGGUUUCGCCAGUGAUGUAUGGUCAUGUGGUGUGAUCCUAUUCGCUCUUCUUACUGGUCGGUUGCCUUUUGAUGAGGAAGAUGGGAAUAUAAGAACACUGUUGUUGAAAGUUCAGAAGGGUCAGUUCGAAUUACCUUCUGAUGAUGAGGUUUCACGUGAAGCUCAGGAUUUGAUUUGUAAGAUCUUAACAGUUGACCCUAAAAGAAGAAUCAAAGCAAGAGAUAUACUCAAACAUCCACUAUUGCAAAAAUACCCGAGUAUAAGAGAUUCCAAGAGUAUUAGAGGCUUGCCAAGAGAAGAUACAUACCUAACGCCAUUAUCAGAAAGCAAUUCUUCGAUUGAUGCCACCAUUCUGCAAAACUUAGUAAUAUUAUGGCAUGGAAGAGAUCCUGAUGGAAUCAAGGAGAAGUUAAAAGAGCCUGGCGCCAAUGCCGAAAAGACUUUAUAUGCGCUAUUGUAUAGAUUCAAAUGCGAUACUCAAAAGGAACUUAUCAGGCAACAGCAAAUUAAGAAAAGGCAGUCGAUUAGUAGUGUAUCUACUUCUUCUCCCAAUAAAAUAUCGACAACUCCACAACGCAGGAAAAAUAGGGAAUCUAUAAUUAGCGUGACGUCAUCUCGCAAAAAGCCAAUAUCCUUUAAUAAAUUCACCGCUUCCAGUGCUUCAUCCAGCAAUUUAACUACUCCUGGUUCUUCCAAACGUCUUUCCAAAAAUUUCUCGUCAAAGAAGAGAUUAUCUACAAUUGUUAAUCAGGCUUCCCCAACACCGGCAUCACGUAAUAAAAGAACUUCGAUUAUAAAUGUGGAUAAAAAUCAAAGGAGGGCCUCUGUCUUUUCCACUGCUAAGAGGAACAAAAAAACCUCCAGAUCCACAAAGAAGUUGUCAUUGAUACCUAGUAUGAAGCGCGAGUCAGUGACAACAAAACUAAUGUCAACAUAUGCCAAGUUGGCUGCGGAUGACGACUGGGAAUAUAUUGAAAAGGAAACAAAGAGAACGAGCUCUAAUUUUGCAACUCUUAUAGAUGAGAUUUUUGAAUAUGAGAAGUACGAAAAAAUAAGAAAAGAGAAGAAGGAGUUAGAGCUUAAGGUGAGAGAAGCUAAAGCACGUGAAGAGCUAGAACGUAGAAAGCGCAAGCAAGAAGAAAAAGAACACUCCAGGAAAGUUUUGGAAAAGGAAGAAUUGAAAAGAAAGCAGCAGGAACUUAAGAAGCAGAUUGAAAUUGAUAUAAGCGAUUUGGAACAUGAGUUGUCCAAACACAAAGAGGAAAAACCGGAUGGUAACAUUAGGUCGAUCUCUGCUCCUAUGGAGAGUGAAGAAAAAAAUAUCAAUCAUUUGGAAGUUGACAUCGAUAACAUUCUCCGCCGCCGCAAUUUUUCUUUACAAACUAGACCUGUGUCAAGACUUGAUCCUGGCAUAAUGUUUUCAAGUCCUGUUGAGAAGGAGAGUGCAGUGGAACCAAAGAGAACUGAAAACGAGAGACUCACAACAGAAAAGAAAAUUCUUGAAACUAUCAGGAGAUCCAAAUUUCUCGGUUCAUCAUUUAAUAUUGAAAAAGAAUUGAAAUUGUCCAAAAUGGAAUAUCCAAGUAUGGUUCCUCCGCAGAGAUUGUCCGAAGAGAGGAUAGUAUCAGAUCCGAGCGACGACUAUGGGUCUUUGGUUCUUCCAAAGGAUGCGAGGGGCUAUUCUCAAUUAGAGGAUCAUAUAGCACCAACUACGGGAGACCUUCUAUCCAAUGGUGAAUUAAGAAAAAUCUCUGAGGUUAGAGUACCGCAGUUUACCAGAAAAUCAAGGCAUUUUAGUGAAUCGAAUAAAAGGCUCUCCGUCUUAUCGAUGUACUCCUCAAAGGAAUCAUUCACCAAUUUGGUUGACAUCUUGAAAAACGGCAAUAUCGACGUUCAUAAACAACAAAGUCAAAGAAUUCCAACGCCAAAAAGUGCGGAUGAUUCAGAAUUUCUUUUUGAAACUGUCAAUGAAGAAGCUGAGUAUACCGGAAAUAGCUCGAACGACGAGAGAUUGUACGAUGUCGGCGAUUCUACAAUCAAAGACAAGAGUGCACUAAAACUAAACUUUGCUGAUCGUUUUAAUGCUUCUACCAACGAAAAGGAAACCGAAAAUUUGCAUCUUCCAACACUUCCACCCUUAAAUGGUGGCGAUGAAGUGAAUAAGCAGAAGGACGAAGACGUUCUUGGGAUACAGCCAAAGGUUAAGUCGAUGAUACCACAAUCAGACUCUUCGUCACAUACUGGAAAAGAGGAAGAAAAAGAGGAGAAAGGAGAAGAGGGACGAGAGGAUCAAGAAAAAGAUGCGAAAGGAGCAAAAGAUAUAGAACCCCCAUUGAAUAAAUCUGUUCAAAAGACAAGAGCAAACGAUAGUGGCCCGCAGGUAAAAAGUCAUCCGAGAGAGCCUAAGAAGGAUAGGAAUAUAAGUGGGAAUGGCUCAUUUUUCAGAAAAUUUUCAAAGUCCUCUACCUCGGACAAAUCAGUAGAACUAUAUGCUAAGGUUUCGGCAAAACAGCUAUUUAAUGGUUUGGAAAAACUUUUACGUGGUUGGACUCAGUAUGGAUUAAAAAAUAUCAAAUCACAUCCUAACAAUCUGACCUUAACAGGAAAACUAUCGAGCGAAAAUAUAUUUUCUUUACGUUCAACAUUGUUCGAAAUCAGCAUUUACCCAAGAGGUAAGAUGAGUGUUGUGCAGUUUAAAAAAGUUUCUGGUGCAUUCAAAGCUGUCAAGAAGCUGGUUAAUGAAGUUGAAAACGUCUUGAGUAAGGAAGGCGUUCUAGAAAAAUAG